AUGAAUUUUAAACCUAAAAGAGUGUCAGUAAAAUCCGCGUCUGCUGCACCAAAACCUCUAGACUUUGAUGCUUUUAUUCCAUGGAUUUGUGACGAAUUUGCAGUUCCUUGCGAAAUAUAUGUUACUCGGAAACUGCAAGCUGACUAUAUUUCAACCACCGUCGCCAACCCUCGUUCAACAUCCAAAUCCCUUACACUCCACGCUGAUAGUAAUAAAGUGGAUGAGAAAGUUUACAAGUCGACGAGUCAAAAGAGUAAUGGAAAUUUUAACAAAUUUACAAACAGUUUUAUCUCUAUAAAUGCUUGGUAUGAUACCAAAGGACGUCUUGUGGAAAUAACUAUAAUUGGAUCACCUAUUGAAAUACCGAGAAAAUUAAUCAUAGCCAUUUCUCUAUGUGUUCCAUUUCAUCCAUCGUUAUCGAAAAUUACAAUACGAAAACGAGGUUUGCGAUUACCCGCACUCUACGAAGUAGGCAAAUUGUUAGCACACUCAAACAUUACUGAAGUGUUCAUAGAAGAUUGCUAUGUGCCAGAGGGGUCUUAUGAUCUUUUAUUAGAACGUGCGUGUAAUUUGAAGCAUCUGUCUCUACGUCGCUUAUAUAUCAAUGAUGCCAUUUGCGUCAGAAUUGCCAAAAGACUCGAUGUGGGAGAACCAGCUUCGAAAACUUUGCUUACGCUAGAUUUAGCAUUUAAUACUAUAACGGAUGUAGGUGCUAAAGCCUGUGGAGAGACAUUACGAACGAAUCGCUGCUUAGUACAUUUAAAUCUGUGUAGUAAUAAAAUUACCGAUAUCGGGGCAGAUUGUAUCCUAAAUAGUCUAAUAAUGUUUCCUCUAACUAUAGAAGAGGUUCGUUCUGCCAAAAUCCGACGAUUUGAAUAUUUUAUAAAGAAAAUAGCAACUUUUAAUAAAAAUGAGCAGCUGUUGAUUUCUCGUCGCGAAGAAGAAAAGAUAAGUGGAUCAGAAAGUAAAGAACGAAAGAAGAAUAAAAAACAAUCUCUUAAUAAAACAGGACAAACAAUAACUCAAUUAGCUGAAAAGUUAACUCUGGAAGAAAUAGGAGAUUUUGUCGACGUCUUUGACAGCAGUCAAAUACAUUAUAUUAAUAAAAUAACUUGCCUAGAGAUAAGAUGA
Molecule: messenger RNA, 1131 nt
Organism: Pieris brassicae (large cabbage white)
Lineage: Eukaryota; Metazoa; Arthropoda; Insecta; Lepidoptera; Pieridae
Product: leucine-rich repeat-containing protein 71-like
Exons: 4
Coding region: 1-1131 (376 amino acids)
Molecular function (GO): protein binding
Source: RefSeq, a predicted model, not a curated record